UUACUUUAUUUUACAAACAGAAUUAGAACUGUAAACAUUACCAUCUGAACAUGUCACUGUUAGGAGUUUGCUCCUGUCCUGCUCUACUUUGGUGGUGAGACUCUAAGUCUGAUAAACUUCCACCCUACUUUUUUGCUUUUUGUGAGCGCUCCCUGUCAUCGCCGACUUCUGAAACGGCCCGUGAAGGCAUCACGAGCGUAGCAGCUCCUAGUUCCUCCUCGGGCAGACUGAUGAUCCAGCUGCUGUGCGCGUGAGCGUGUGCGCUGACAUGGAUCCAAGUGACGCUGGCUGCUGAGCCUGGACGCGUUACGGCGACACCGGCGGACUUCAAAGCGCGACUCAACUUCUUCCGCGGCCGCACUCAUGCGGUUUUCGCUCGCCUGAGCCAUGUCCAAGACCCUGAAGAAGAGGAAGAACCACUGGACCAGCAAAGUCCACGAGAGUGUCCUCGGCAGGAGCGAGGAGGGGGCGCUGGGGCUGGAGCUGAAGGGCGGCGCGGAGAAUGGACAGUUCCCGGUUAUCGGCGAGCCGCUCGCGGGCAGAGCGGCGUGCGACGGCGGCAAACUGUGCCAGGAUGAACUCCUGCUGGAAGUCAACGACACCCCGGUGGCGGGACUCACCACCAGGGACGUCCACGCCGUGGCCAGACACAGCAGGGACCCGCUGCGGCUCAAGUGCGUCAGGCAAGGGGGUGUGAUCGACAAGGACCUGCGCCGCUACCUCAGCCUACGCUUCCAGAAAGGCUCGGUGGACCACGAGCUGCAGCAGAUCAUCCGGGACAACCUGUACCUCCGCACGGUUCCCUGCACAACCAGGCAGCCCAAGGAAGGAGAGGUCCCCGGGGUGGAUUAUAACUUUGUGACCGUUGACCGGUUUAUGGAGUUGGAGAAAAGCGGAGCCCUGCUAGAGAGUGGAACAUAUGAAGAUAACUUUUACGGCACCCCGAAGCCGCCGGCCGAGCCCAGCGCUCUGCUGCUGAAUGUAACGGACCAGCUGCUGCCGGGCGCCAGACCCAGCUCCGAGGGCAAGAGGAGGCGGAACAAGUCGGUCAGCAACAUGGAGAAGGCCAGCAUCGAGCCGCCCGAGGAGGAGGAGGAAGAGAGGCCCGUCGUCAACGGCAACGGCAUCGCUGUGACCCCAGAGUCCAGCGAACAUGAGGACAAGAGCACGGACGCUUCUGGGGAGGCGGCCCCGCAGAGCAACGCGGCCGAGGUCGCCACAGAGGGGCCCAAAGACGACGGCCAGUCCCCGAAGACCACGGCACCCAAACCAGAGGAGAAUGACGAGCUAGGGCCGCUGCCAGACAACUGGGAGAUGGCUUACACCGAGAAAGGAGAGGUCUACUUCAUAGACCACAACACCAAGACAACAUCGUGGCUGGACCCAAGGCUAGCCAAGAAGGCAAAGCCGCCCGAGGAAUGCAAAGAGGAUGAGCUUCCGUACGGCUGGGAGAAAAUCGAUGACCCCAUUUAUGGGAGCUACUACGUUGAUCACAUAAACAGAAGGACCCAGUUUGAGAACCCGGUUCUGGAGGCGAAGAGGAGAGUCCAGCAGCAGCAGCAGAUGCAAAGCCAGGGUCUGUCCUCCCUGCCGCUGCCGACCAUAUACAGAGAAAAGCCGCUGUUCACGCGCGACCCCACGCAGCUAAAAGGCAGCUUCCUGUCCACGUCGCUGCAGAAGAGCAACAUGGGCUUCGGCUUCACCAUCAUCGGCGGCGACGAGCCCGACGAGUUCCUGCAGGUCAAGAGCGUCAUCCCCGACGGACCCGCAGCAGCUGACGGGAAGAUGGCCACAGGUGACGUCAUCGUCUACAUCAACGAGAUGUGCGUCCUGGGCACGACUCACGCCGACGUGGUCAAACUCUUCCAGUCGGUGCCCAUCGGCCAGAGCGUGACCCUGGUGCUGUGCCGCGGCUACCCGCUGCCCUACGACCCGGAGGAGGCGGCCAAUGCCAACAGCACCACCACCACCAUCCUGUCGCCGCUGGGCAUCAUGGAGCAGCGGCCCAUCAUGGUGAACGGCCGCUCGGGCUACGACAACUACCUGGACUAUCUGUCGCGCAGCGCCCGCUUCGUCAGCGACGCCGGCCACGACCCGGUCGGCGCCCAGCAGCAGCUGAUCCCGCCUCACCCGGGCGACACCCACUUAGACGGCUCGCUUCCCUCCGGCACCACGCCCCCCGACAGCGUCUCCAUGGCGUCGUCGGGGGCGACCCAGGGCGAGCUGCUGACGUUGACCAUGGUGAAGGGCGCGGACGGCUUUGGGUUCACGAUCGCGGACAGCGCCACGGGCCAGCGGGUCAAACAGGUGCUGGAGCCUCUGGGCUGCCCGGGCCUGUGCGAGGGGGACCUGAUAGUGGAGAUUAACAAGCAGCCUGUGCAGGGAUUCACGCACACGCAGGUGGUGGAGCAGCUCAAGGAGUGCGCCGUCGGAGCCGAGACCAGCCUGGUGAUCCAGAGAGGGGGGACAGGUCACUAUUCACCCUGGAAGAGCCCUAAGCAGGUUCUGGAGCAGUGGGAGUCCCAGCAGGGCCCGAUCAGCCCUGCUCAGACCGGCCCGCCGGCCCCCGUUCUCCCACACAGCGCCCCCUUCCCCACACAGCACCUGCACAGGGCCUCAGUCCCGGACCCAGCCUCCGAGGCCUUGGCCCUGGCCAAACCAGACCCCUAUGACCUUUAUGAGAAGUCCAGGGCAAUCUAUGAGAGUAGGCAGCCCGGCCCGCCGUGUGGAAGGACCGCGUUUCCCGCCGACUCCUCAGGAGCCGAGUACCAGGACAUGGAGGUGCACCUGCGCCGGCAGAAGUCUGGGUUUGGGUUCCGGGUGCUGGGCGGGGACGAGGCCGGCCAGCCUGUGAGUCCAGAGACGCAUGAGAAGAUCCUGAUCGGGGCCAUCAUCGAGAAGAGUCCGGCCGACCUGGACGGGCGCCUGCGGCCCGGCGACGAGCUGCUGUUCGUGGACGGGAUCCCGGUGGCGGGGAAGCCGCACAGAUACGUCAUCGACCUCAUGCACAGCGCGGCGCGCAACGGCCAGGUCAGCCUGGUGAUCAGGAGGCGGAUGCCGGCGGCAGGCGAGUCCUGCCCGGAGAACGGACGCAGCCCGGGCUCCGUCUCCACCCAGCACAGCUCCCCGCGCAGCGACUUCACGUACGCCAACAGCACCGGCGGCGCCCCGGCGCCCAACGCCGCCGACGGGCCGCCGGCUCUGAGCGCGCAGCCCAGCGACGUCAUCAUCAGCCGGAAGGAGAGCGAGGGCUUCGGCUUCGUCAUCAUCAGCUCGCUGAACCGCCCCGAGGCGGCCGCCGCCAACACCGUGCCCCACAAGAUCGGCCGCAUCAUCGAGGGCAGCCCGGCCGACCGCUGCGGGAAGCUCAAGGUGGGGGACCGGAUCCUGGCGGUGAACAGCCAGUCCAUCGUCAGCAUGCCGCACGCCGACAUCGUGAAGCUGAUCAAGGACGCGGGCCUGGGCGUCACCCUGAGGAUCAUCCCCCAGGAAGAGGUCAGCAACCCCCCAUCGGCGCCCAGCUCAGAGAAGCAGAGCCCCAUGGCCCAGCAGCACAGCCCCAAGACCCAGCACAGCGUGGCAGCAUCUCAGCUCAACCCGGCCACGACGGAGCCCGGCUCGUCUGUGAGCCAGCCCAACCCUGUUCUCCAGCAGAGCCCUGUGACCCAGCCAGCUGGCCCGCCGCCCCAGGCCUACGCCUACGAGAGCAGUUACAGGUCUGAGGUGAAAGCCAGGCAGGAUGUUAAACCAGACAUCCGGCAGCCGCCAUUCACGGACUACCGACAGCCGCCGGUGGAUUACAGACACCCUCCGGUGGCCGACUACAGGCAGCCGCCGACGCUGGACUACAGGCACCCGCCGCUGCUGGACUACAGGCAGCUGAGCUCUGACGCCAGGCAGUUCACCAUCCCCGAGUACAGGAUGCCACCGUUCCAGCUUUCGCAGGACUUCGACUUCUUCACCGUGGAGCUGGACAAAAGCGUGAAGGGGUUUGGCUUUAGCAUCCGCGGGGGGCGCGAGUACAAGAUGGACCUGUUCGUGCUGCGGCUGGCAGAGGAUGGGCCGGCCGUCCGCAACGGGAGGAUGAGGGUUGGAGACCAGAUCAUCGAGAUCAACGGGGAGAGCACCCGGGACAUGAGCCACGCCAGGGCCAUCGAGCUGAUCAAGUCCGGCGGGAGGCGGGUCCGUCUCCUGCUGAAGAGGGGCACGGGGCAGGUCCCAGAGUACGACAAUGCCGCCCCAUGGGAUGCUCGUCCUUCAGCCUCCCCAAGCCUGUCGGAAGUAGCCUCCCCCAUCGACAGCCUUUCCAUGCCAUCGCCUUCAUCUCAUCUGGCCCCGGCCCCCGACCUGCCUCACCUGCCGCCUCUGGACGUCCCUCGGGACCCGGUGGCACGGGACGGCAGGACGGAGCGCUCCAAGAGCCCCCAGAAGGCCGAGCUGCUGAACCCGGAUCCGAUGAGCCAGGGGCGGCGGGCGGCGGCGAGCGGCGGGGGCAGCAGGGCCAAGAAAGAGAGUGGCAGGUCCACCCAUAAGGAGCACGUGGUGCAGCCCGCUGCCGAGGGGGAGGGGGGCAAACAGGGGCACGGCGGGGACCACAAACAUUCCAGGAGCACCAGAGGGAGGUCCCGGGAGAGGAGCGCCCGGGACAACAGGGAGGCCACCCAGUCUCCCAGCAGCUCCAGGCUCCCGCACACCAACGGGAACAGCAGGGAAGACCUGGAGCGCUACAGCAAGGCGGAGCUGGAGCAGAGCCAGGCCCGACCCAGGGAGCCGGGCCAGAGCCUGGGGGAGGGCCGGCCCAGCCUGCCACACAAGAGCACCAGCAUCGGCGGCGGCGCCGGGCGGAAGGCCACGGUCUCUCCCGGGCCGUGGAAGAUCCCCGGCUCGGACAAGCUGCCCAGCACGCUGCGCGCCGGCACGUCCACGCUGAGCAGAUAGCGCCGCAGCUCCUCGCGCCCCCGCCUCCCGUGCCCCCCCCCCCCCCCCCCACCCCAGCCCCCCGGAGCCGAGGAGGACGGGGCCCGACCGCUCACACGUCUUUAGAGGUUUAUUUAUGCUACUGUACUCUAAAUUAUUCUGAGAAUAUUUUACACCCACCACCUUAAGAACUGGAAGGAAAAUCAUCCACUUUUUAAAGAAAUGGACGAGCAGAAUGUGUGCGUCGCGUGGCAUCCUUUGGGUCAAUCGGAACCAGAAGAACUUCUCCCCAAGCGGAACUCUGACUGGAGAUUUUUAUAGGACUACACAACGGAGUCUAUUUUAUGAAACGGAAUGUUACCGAGACGCUUUGCCUGUUUUUGACCAGAGCGAAUGGAACCAAGAGAUGAAACCUACUCAUCAACAGAACUUUUGCCUUAACAGAGACUGUGUGGGAGUGGAUCUGUGCUCAGCGAGCGGUGGGAGGGUUACAGACAUAGAUGUAUUCUCAAUGAAUAUAAUUAUGUGGGAUCAUGUUGUACAUAAGAUCAUUUGUACGUGAGCAGAUUCUGAUAGUUGGACUCUGGGCUGACCCGCUUCUCCCCGUUCUUUCCUCCUAUCCGAGCCCUGUCUCAGCAGCUUGGGCUCUGAACGUUCCGGGCUCAGCGGCGCCACGCGUCCACUCGUUCCUCUCAUUUCUGUGCUUACCAAGCGAAGCAAUCGGCGAUAGCGGCGUCCAGCUGGAGGCGGAGGGAGCGAGCUGGACCCGAGGGGCAGAGUGCCUUAGACUGACAGGGAGGUCAAAUCAGAACCACAACACAGGCUGCUAUACAAAGAUAUAUAUAUAUAUAUAUAUAUAUAUAUAUGAGGCUGUACGAGUGUGGCUUGGUAGAAUAGAUCCCUCAGAGCUCGUGUGUGGAAAUGAGUUCAUUAACAGAGGUUUUGACUCUUCCUUAUUUGUGCGAGCGGUUCACUUUGGGUCGUUGCUGAUUUCCUAAUGAGGCCUGGCACCAGUCAUCUCCAUGAAGAAUUGCUCGUAUCAGCCGGUGUAAUUAAAAACCCGCCACCGGGUCGGGCUUCGCACCCAAACCAAACGGAAUUAGUCAAAUGUGAUACUGAUGUCGAGACUCGGUCGCCCAACAGUCUGCAAGCGGAGCGUUUCAACGCCCUGGAUCUGAAGACGGCCCGCACCUGUCACAGCCGCUGGCAGCUGCUGGGCUUCAUUAGCUUCACCGCGGCUGAUUCUGUCCACGUUGGGCGAGGUGCGGCGGUCCAGCCCCGGAUCCAAUCUCCCGGUAGGUGCUACAGGAGCCGGCACCAGAUACCUGUCAGAGAAGCUGUCAUAAUGUGAAGGUUCGGUUUAGGCAGUUUAUGCAGUAACUAGACAGUCGGCCAUUAGCCCGGCCUUGACCCACUUAGCUCCGCCUGUCACGCCGUCAGCUCCUGCCCAGGCAGUGAUGACAGUGGCAGAUGUGCUCCUGGAAGUAACUGUUACAACAAAAGCCGUUCACUGAAAUAAAACAAAGGUCGACUUUAAUGUUUCUGUUAAGCUGGCACCUGAAGGCCACACGUCCCUGAGAGAGAGAGAGAGAGAGAGAAAGCGAGAGAACACGCAUCAGACUGUUACCCAUUCUGUCGUCUCUGGCCGCUCAGCUCGCAUCCACGUCUUCGGUUCACUUUUGUUAAAACGCACCUUCAUGAUCAUGCGUGUGACCUAACGCUGCUGCUGUUCGCUGAUAAACCCGCUUCACUUGGCAUCAGCAGACAACCAAAUACCCAUGCUGCUGCAGCAGCCUGAGCAGCAGCCUGACGUAGCAUCAAUCCGACGCUUGACGAGUCAGCCGGUGAAAGAGGGACCUGACUUUAAAGCACAAUCUCACGCAGAGGAUUCAGAUCCUGGAUUCAUGGGUUCGGCCCAGCAGCACCAGUCACGCAUACAUUUGUCAGGACUAAAGGCGGCACACGCCUGUACACUGUAUCAUCACGCCCGUUCCACCAGACUGCUCAUUUAUUUUGUGGCGACAAUACGUGUGUAAUUUAGAUUCAAUUUGAUUUUCCUAGUUUUCUUUCUCUGCCUUUGCACAACUCGCUGCUUUCCACCUCUGAGCUGUCUCCAUUGAGCCAAAUUGUACAUAGUUUUCUAUGGGAAGCAAGAAGAAAAAAAAAACGGCACCUAGCGGCGUGUGUGGAGAUACGGACGCACGCGUGAACCAAGCGGCUCACUAUCACUGUGUAGUGUUUAUAGCAGUGUGUAGACCCAGAACAAAUAUCUAUAAAUAUGAUUCCGUGUACUAUUGAUGGUCACAAAGACUGUAAGUGCAGCAACUAUUUUUAUGAAAUGCAACACUAUGGAUAUAUUAACUUUUGCAAAAAUCUUGUUUACCUGUAAGAGAUUCUGAAAUGCUGUCAAAUAAAAUCUUGACACAACAUAGCAGAAUAAUCCAGGGUUUGUCU
This is a messenger RNA of Betta splendens (Siamese fighting fish), 7371 nucleotides long. RefSeq names its product membrane associated guanylate kinase, WW and PDZ domain containing 2a (gene magi2a). The transcript has 22 exons. Gene Ontology annotation, biological process: signal transduction; receptor clustering. Gene Ontology annotation, molecular function: SMAD binding; type II activin receptor binding; beta-1 adrenergic receptor binding. Gene Ontology annotation, cellular component: cytoplasm; dendrite. NCBI's taxonomy places the organism in Eukaryota, Metazoa, Chordata, Actinopteri, Anabantiformes, Osphronemidae. The record is from RefSeq and is a predicted model, not a curated record. The coding region runs from base 388 to 4938 and encodes 1516 amino acids.